AUGUCUGCACUCUCGACGCCGGGCGGCGGAGGUACUACGGCGCAGAGCAAGCCGACGUCCGGCAAGCAAAAAUAUCAGAAGUUGGACAUCAAUAGUUUAUACUGUGCCAAUAGGAACGAAAGCUCUGAACCGUCCUCAGUCAAGUCUCAACUUAGCCGCAAACAUGGAAUGCAAAGUCUUGGAAAAGUUCCAUCUGCUCGGCGUCCACCAGUAAAUUUACCUUCUUUGAAAACAGAAACAGGACAAGAUUCAAAUACCAACUCUGUUUCUGCUAUUACUACAGCUGUAUCUACAUCAGCAACAUGCACUUCCCAAACAACAGCACCUACACAGAACAGUGGUGUGGUUGCGGGCACAGCUCCAGGAGGAUGGGUGCCACUGCCACCCCCUUCCUCACCUCAUUUCCGCACAGAGUUCCCAUCUUUGGAGGCUGCCGCUCAACCCUCACACCGUUCUUCAGAUCAUUCAGCUGCCCAACCACAGCUACGACCACAAACGGAAGGCAGCUGGACGUCCGGUGGGACGGCAGGCGCUCGCCAAGAAACUACCUCCUCUCCCGCCGCCGCUCCCGCCUCCACGCCUGCUUCACAGCAAACGCCCGCUUUCCGCGCAAUUCUGCCAUCCUUCCUGAUGAAAGGUAGCACUGGCAGUGGGCUCGGGCUGGGCACAUUGGGUAGUCUUCGUGACAACCGAGGCAGCGGCGGUGCUGGCGGUAGCAACAACGCAAAUAGCGGCAAUGCGAGCUCACGGUCAAUGCCUCGGCCGCCCGCUACACCCCGAGCCGUAGAGGUUUUAACUGCACGUCCCAUUUUACGGGAUGAACAAAUAUCUUCGCUCGACGACAUUUCUCGUGAUGCAGGAUGGGCUCAACACGACGAUAUUGAUUACGAUCAAAAAUUGGAUUUUUCGGAUGGUGAAUCUGCUCCGACAAGUAAAUCCAGUAACAAAAAUAGUAGCAGCCGUGCUAGUAUAGAUAAUGAGCGUAUGGAUCCAAAGAUUCAGGAUGGUGAUGAAGAUCAAUUAUGGGCCGAGAGGCGACAAAAACAAAACAAUGAGGUAGCACAAGCUGUUGCACGAGCACGGCAACGUAAAGAGGAAGAGCAGAGACGUCAAAUGCGUGAUAUGACAACUCCAAAUCAACUUUCUAAGGAAAAUCGUAAUGCAGAUCACAAGGGAGAGCGUAUUGACAAGGAUCACAGGGACAGGGAUUCUAAUUCAAGAGAAAAAGAAAGACUAGAAAAUAGAGAACGGGAACGGGUAGAUAACAGGGAAAAAGACCGAAUGGACAUUCGUGAUAGGGACACAAGAGAUAAAGAACGAGGAGAUGUACGAGACAGGGAACGUAUAGAUACUAGAGAUCGUGACCGCAAUGACAACAGAGAUCGAGAUCGCGAAUGUAACGAUAAUAGGGAUCGAUUUGAAACUCGUGACAGGGUACGCGAUUCGGACAGGGAAAGACAUGACAACCGUGACAGAAAUAGAAACGACAACAGGGAGCGUCCAGAUAAUGAUAAGGAUCGAUUAGACGCGCGCGACCGAGAUCGUAAUGACACUAGGGAUCGUAUAGAUCGCGACAGGUUUGAUAGAGAUAGGGAGCGUGGCGAUAGAGAGCGUGAUCGGGACCGAGAGCGUGAUCGUGAUCGUGACCGUGACCGAGACCGAGAACGUGAUCGUGAUCGGGACCGUGGAGACCGAGACCGAGGAGACCGUGAUCGGCCCGAUAGGGACAGAUCGGACCGUGAUCGCGAUUUUAGAGAACGAGAUUACGGACGGGAUCGAGAUCAAGCAAACAGCGCGUUCUCUAAAAAUUUUCAGGCUAAUAUACCACCACGCUUCUUGAAACAGCAACAGCAACAAAAUCGUCAGCAAGAGGAACAGCAUAAGGGAUGGGCAUUUACAGGCAAAGCGGCGCCCAGACGCCAAGACCCGCCUUCUUAUAACGCCCCGCGCCAUGCUGGUCAUAGCGGUCGUCGAUCUUAUUCCAGGGACUAUUCUGAUCGUGAAGAUGAAUUACGCAGAGAUAAAGAAUCAACAGGACCUCAGUGGCGAUCUGAAAUGCAAGAUUAUGAAAAGAGUAACCGAGAAAUGGACAAGUCAAGUUCUAAAGAGUAUGAUAACAAAGAUAGAAGGAAUGAAUCUGAAAGAAAACCGAUGGACGGCCAUAUUGAACAAAGCAGCAGAACAGCUGCUGAUAAAUUAACUGAAGUGUUUGAAAGGAAAAGUAUUGGCCUUGUAGAACCAUUUGCUGCUGUAAAUGUCCCUGUGCAAUCGCAAGCUCCAGAAAGACGUCCUACGCCACCUUCGAAUGUAUCUCAUCGUGAAUCAUCAGAAAAAGACUAUAGUAAAACCUCAUGGGCAGAAGUCACUCAAGAAGAGCAAACCAAUUAUUUAUCUGCGAAAAAAUCAGCAGAAAAUGACGGCUCGUCGAAAGAAAAGGAGCCAGCAUCGAAGGAACCUAUUUCGCAUCUUGAAAACAAAGAUAUUAAUACUCCCUCAUCACAAGCUAUUUCUGGUCCAAAUCCACCCACAAAUGCCGUACCCAUUAAUGUUACGGCUCAAUCUAAUGUAUCACAAGCACAUGGGAAUAAUUUGACUAGUAACCUAUCAAAUGGACAAAAUGCAGCUGUAAAUCAACUGCAGGCUCAAGUGGACUUUGGAAUGAACAAUUACACAAAAUUCCUGUUAAAGACCCUAUUGAAAGAAAAUCAAGUGGAUCAGGAUCUGAGAAGAAAGGUCGUCGAGCGUAUGGAGAACAUGAUAGUACUGGUUAUAUUUACAAUCGUUACCAUCCAAGAGAACCUCGUGGACGACGUUCACAUCGAAGCUCCCGUUCUAAAAAUAGAGCCAGCGAAUCUGAUGCAUCCACGGAUGGCGCACCUAAUGCUGAACGAAAAGAACGUCGCCGGGCCCCACGAAGCCCUCGCGGACCUAAAAAGCCUGAGAGAUCUGAAGGGUGCUUCUAGACCUCCGGCUCCUGCAAAACGAGUUACUGGCUAUGGACCACCCAAUACUAAGAGUCCUUUCAGUCAGGCAAACAGGGCCAAUAAAGAUAAUGAUGACAUUAAAGAUAAUGUUCAAGAUGAUCGAGGAAAAGGUAAUAAACCACGCACUGGGUCAUCGAUAGGUAGAGGUCGUGAUCGUCGCCCCAAAGGAGCUGGUCCUCUAAGCGGUGAAGACGAGAAUUGGGAGACGACAUCAGAACAUUCCGAGGGCGGCGGCGCUGGCGCCGGUCGUCGAUCUAUUGGCGGUAGACAAUCUGGACAACCACAAACGGGGCCCGGGGGUCGCAAUCAAACGUUAGGUAAUCGUCAGAAUAAUCGCAACGGUCAGGGAGGCAAAAAAGAUGGGGGCAUUGAUGGGAAAAAUGCGGAUUUAACAGAGGCUAUAAGUGAUCUUAAGAUAUCGUCAAUUGGUAAAAAAGACGACGAAAUAGUCGACGACGGUUUUCAAGAAGUACGAAAUAAGAAAAAUUCCAAAGACCUUAGGGGACCGACGAAAGAUGAAAAUCAACACGUUUCCAAGCAGCCUAGGUCUCGUUCUAACCAGGGUGGAGGCAGAAAUGGCUCGUCAACAAGAAACUCAAACGACAAAGCGAACACCCGCGGACAGGCCCCAGCAGCUGGCAAAUCCAAUGCGCAAUACGAUAGACCGCGCCAAGCGAAUCUGGCACCUCGAUUUGUAAAGCAAAGGCAAAAACAACAAUUGGGUCUGAUGUCUACGUUCAGCCCUGAUACGGGAGCUGCACCGCCUCCGCCGACAGUGAAUGCAUGGGACAAACCAAUCUCACAGACUUUACGUGGGAAUGUUGAAGAUUCUAUUGAAGUGGUUGAUAACAAAUCAAGUCAAUCAAGCCAACGAAGCACUCCUGGGGAUGCGCAAACUGACAACCUGACAAAAACAACUCCUACUCCAUGCACAAUUGUUACGGAAAAAGCUGGAGUUUUGGAUGGCACAACUCCACCUGUCGAAACUAUUAUUUUUGAAAAUACAAACUACAAGACUGCUCCCCCAGCUGAGGCUUUAAAACAAAAAUAUCAACCUAGUGCAGCCUCUGCCAAAACUCAGGGCGAUGAAGUACCGGCUGAGAUGGACGCAAGGUCAAUAACUUUUAAUGGCGAUGUAAGACCACGGCCGAGAUCUAUACAAGAAAUAAUGGCUGAUAAUGGUAGGCCAGCCACCGACACCGAGAGUUCUCUAAGUCUUCCGAUGUCUUUUGACACGUCACAGAAGACUGAGGACUCCUCUGAUAUGAAACUUGAUUUUGCAUUUGACUCUGAUUUAGGACAACUCGAAGAUAAAUCGGCUAAGUCGCUCGGUUUGCCACGCAGCACACAUAUGAGUACUGCAAACACCAUCUCCCCUCUAGCUGCAGAUCUCAAUUUAAAAAUCGCAAGCGUCAAAAAAGUGUGGGAGAUGCCUGCUGUGGCUGAAGGUAGUGAAGAAUUGCAAUUUUCAGGGUUUGAAGAAACAAAUACUGAAACUGGUGCUCCUCCGAAUGUAUGUAAAGUUAAACCAACUCAACAAUUACAAUCACCUCCUCCGCAACAUUACAAUCAUAUGGGAUAUCAAGGCGGAUACGGAGGCCUAUCAGUAUCCUCACCUCCAGCAGUUCUCUUCAAUUCAUCUCAACAGUUGCUUGGUUCAUCUCAGCAAUUGCCACAGCAGGGUGGGCUAUAUGGAGCGUUUUUAGAUCAGAGUCGUGGACAAUUUGGAGGAUUCCCUGGUACUCCAUAUGGGGCUGGUUCGGCAGCUCCUUACAAUUACCAGCCCCCACCUGAUAUGUUCCAGAGUCUUCCAAGUCAAUACCGUAUGGCGGCUGCUGCUGGCGGCGGAGCCGCAUUUGGACAAUCUGGGCAGUUGGGCAAUAGUCCUAAUACUGUCCUCAUCUCCAGCACUUCCAACUCAUUAAUGUCUGCUACUGUUAAACCGUCUUCGCAGCAAAUAGGCGCGAUAGGCAGCAAAGGAGGUGGCGUUGGUGGCGUCGGAGGCGUCGGCGGUGUGAACACGUACCAACAGCAGUUUCUGGGCUAUUCGGGGCCCGUCGGUGAAGCGCCUUACUCGCUCCCGGGCCUGUUGCCUCGACCUGCGCCACCUGCCAGCUCGUACUACUCGCCCUAUCAGCCGCCGACUGCACCAGCGCCGACUUACCCCUUGCAGUUUACGCAACCCGCCCAAUCGGGCAAUGCAUUUGGCUCGCAGUUCCUCACAUCGCAGCUGCAAGUGGCCGCUGCCGUGCAGCAGAUGCAGCAGCAGUAUAGGGCACCGCUGCAGCAGCAGUACGCGCCGCCGCAGCCCCGGCCGCCGCCGCAGCCGCAGCUCAAGAGCCCGUUGCACGAGCACGCGAACGGAUUCGCAACUCUGUGCGACGCCGCCUCGCCGACGCCGAAGGGCGCCGCGAAGCCGCAGAAGCCGCCGCACUCGCCGCCGCAGCACAAGUACCACGCGCCGCCACCUUCGCACACGCCGCACCAGCACCAUCAGCAGCAUCAGCAGCAUCAGCAGCAUCAGCAGCACCAACAGCACCAACAGCACCAACAGCACCAGCAACACCAGCAGCACCAACAGCACCAGCAGCAUCAACAACACCAGCAGCAUCAGCAGCAGGUGCGCUACUCUCAGAUGAUUGGAGGCAACAACGGGCGCUGCGGCGGCGGCAUGUCGCGCGGAGGGCCGGCGGCGCCUCGCUACCCGGCGCCUAUCCAGCGGCCGCACGCGCCCGUGAUGCCGCUCUACCGCGCGCCCCCCGCACCGUCGCGGCCCCACCACGCGCCGCAACGCAACAACCUCUAUUACCAGCACCAGCAGCGUAACGGCGGAGGGGGCGUCGAGCGCGCGCCGGACGCGGUCGAGUCGGCGGCGGCGGCCGAGGAGCCGUCCGAGGCGGCGGCCCCACCGGACGCGCCGCCCGCCGCCGAGGAUAUAUGUAAAAUCGCGAACGGUCGACGGCUUCGCGCGACUGACCGGAGUUUCGAGGGGACUCCGCGUCCGACUGACCGAUGCUGCCUCGAGACCUCUCAC
Molecule: messenger RNA, 6018 nt
Organism: Iphiclides podalirius (scarce swallowtail)
Lineage: Eukaryota; Metazoa; Arthropoda; Insecta; Lepidoptera; Papilionidae
Source: the annotation of a GenBank genome assembly